Messenger RNA from Vicugna pacos (alpaca), 2228 nucleotides. RefSeq names its product iron-sulfur cluster assembly factor IBA57 (gene IBA57). Gene Ontology annotation, cellular component: mitochondrial matrix. The record is from RefSeq and is a predicted model, not a curated record. Gene Ontology annotation, biological process: iron-sulfur cluster assembly. Gene Ontology annotation, molecular function: protein binding. NCBI's taxonomy places the organism in Eukaryota, Metazoa, Chordata, Mammalia, Artiodactyla, Camelidae.
UCCCGCCGCCAAGGGCUGUUGUGGCGUACCCGCUCCCCCCAACCCCGCGCACCGCCCCGCUGCGCACGCUCCGCUAGCCUGCCUCCAGCAGCUACUGUGGGGCCCGCCCGAGCUGCCGCCCGGGCCGCCCCUUCCCGCCGUCGCAUUCCCCCCAAAGAUGGCGGCCGCGGCGCUGCUCCGGGGCGCAACUCCAGGGCGCGGCGGCUCGGCCUGGCGCUGGCGGCUGCGCGCGGUUCCGAGGCGCCGCCUGGCCCACGGCGCCUACUGUCAGGGCGGCGGCCCCAAGGGCGGCGCGGCCUGGGCUUGCUUCCUGCUGGGCGAGCGCGCCCUUGUGCGCGUGCGCGGACCGGACUCGGCGCCCUUUCUCCUGGGUCUGCUGACCAAUGAGCUGCCACUUCCGGGUCCUGCGGCCGGCUCGGCUUCGGCCCCGGCGCGCGCGAGCUACGCCCACUUUCUCAAUGUCCAGGGACGCACGCUCUAUGACGUCAUUCUCUACGGGCUCCUUGAGCACUCGGAUGAGCAGCCCACCUUCCUCCUGGAGUGUGACACGUCAGUGCUGGACGCGCUGCAGAGGCAUCUGGUGCUGCACAGGAUCCGGCGGAGGGUCACGGUGGAGCCAUGCCCUGAGCUGCGCGUGUGGGCCGUGCUGCCCUGUGCCUCUGAGGACGCCAGCAGGGCUGCACCGCUGCAGGAGAAGGCCGAGGGCACCGCCGUCCUCACCCGUGAUCCCCGGACAGCCCGCAUGGGCUGGCGGCUCCUCUCCCAGGAUGAGGGCUCAGCCCUGGUGCCCGGGUCCCAGCUUGGGGACCUCCAGGAUUAUCACCGGCACCGGUACCAGCAAGGUGUUCCCGAGGGGAUCCACGACCUGCCCCCAGGAGUGGCUUUGCCCCUGGAGUCCAACCUGGCCUUCAUGAACGGCAUCAGCUUCACCAAGGGCUGCUACAUUGGCCAGGAGCUGACGGCCCGCACCCACCACAUGGGUGUCAUCCGAAAGCGCCUCUUCCCAGUACAGCUCUCAGGCCCCCUCCCGGUGGGCGGCAUCGCCCCCGGCACCUCCGUGCUCACCGAGUCAGGUCAGGCAGCCGGCAAGUACCGGGCAGGCCAGGGGGACGUGGGGUUGGCUCUGCUGCGGGCAGAGAAAGUCAAGGGCCCUCUCCACAUCAGAACCUCUGAGAGCGGUCUAGUGGCCCUGACUGCAUCUGUGCCAGACUGGUGGCCCACAGCUACCAACUAGCCCUGGAUGUCCCUGCACUCCUGCACAGGGCCUCUGUCCAUCUGCUGCACCCUGUAGGCCGGCCCCCGCUCCCAGGGUGGCCCAGUUGAACGAACACCAGCUUGGAGGCUCCCCAAGUAUACGUGGGCCUCCCAGGGCUGCAGGUAUGGGGGGGGCAUGCCAGGUGUUCCCAGCCCACCAUGCUUCCUCUGGAGGGUCCUAUGCUCAGGGUGGGCCAUCCUCUCCUGGCAGCUCUGUGGCCAGAGCAGCAGGAGCCUCUUGGGAACUGGGGGCAGGUAGGGGUGAGCCCUGCACCUGCCUCUGUGCUAUGCUGAGCCCUAGCUUCCACUAGACCUUGGAUGAGGCUCCAAACCAUAUAGGCCUGGAGGUCAUUCAUCCAUCAGCCAGGGAUGCUCCAGGAUGUGUCUGAGCAUCCCUCUUGAGUCUGCUCGGGCUGGCCUGGGGAGGAGGCUUCUCAGUGUCUGGGGUGGCUGAAGGGACAAGUGGGCUCCGGGAAUUGUCUUACCAUGUUGGCUUGGGGGCAGGUCUCAGGGUGAGAAUCUUGGGGGCCGGGUGGAGUGGCGGUGUCUGUGAGUCGAGGUGUAUACACUGCUCACACCCACCAGGGGUCUCCCAAGUGUAUCCCUGUGCUCAGGGGCAACCAGCUGGGGGAGCCCCAGUACCAUUUCUUGCCAGGGUGCCCCAUCUGCACAGCUUCGGCCCCACGGUGGUGUCAGCAGCCCUGCCUGCCCCCUCCGUGCCCCGCAGACCUCAGGAGCUUGGGGUAGGGGAGGCUGCCCUGGGACAGCAGGGCCCAGGGUGCAGAGAGGAGCUUCAGCUUGGUUUACUCGCUGCUGCUUUCUGAUGCAGGCAUGUCUUCACAGUGAGGGGAUGACUGACUUAACCCCGCUUUAAACCACUGAUUUCCAUUUUCCCACUGCAAUGUGAAUCUCGUGUUUAUGGGGUGUCCCACCAGAUACCCCAGAGUGGCUAUUAAAGUGUGACCCACAACUGG